Molecule: messenger RNA, 1758 nt
Organism: Fusarium odoratissimum NRRL 54006
Lineage: Eukaryota; Fungi; Ascomycota; Sordariomycetes; Hypocreales; Nectriaceae
Exons: 3
Coding region: 269-1615 (448 amino acids)
Source: RefSeq, a predicted model, not a curated record
CACGGGUGUAUAAUAAUACCGAGGUGCUGUGUUCUCUUCAGGGAGUGACUGGGUGAUUUAGAGCUGCACCUUCUUGGCUUCGACAUCAAUGACACGGCAGGCAGGCAUCACUAGACCCCGAGUGCCUCUUACCCUGACUUUCUGAUAUUCAUUUAUUCCCAUCUUUCCAUGAGGAGCCCCGUCUUUGCUCUCUUCUCCCAUUCAUCACAAACAUUGCCAUCUCUCCCAUCUUUAUGCUCUCAUCAUCAUCAUCGUCUCACCGUUGAAGAUGGCCUCCUUCCGCAUCGCCACUAUUGCUCUAAUCUCCUUCAUCAUUUCUUUCGCUUCAGCCCAACAAUGCACCUACAAAACAAUCCAGCCAAAGGGCUCUGAGCCUGCUACCGCUCCCAAUUGGGAAUAUUCCGUCAUUGCCAAUAAACUAACACGACCUCGCGGCAUAUUGUUUGACAGUGAGGGUGCUCUCAUUGUUUUAGAUUCUGGAAACGGUAUAAUCCACAUGAAGCUCGAUGACAAUGACGCUGGAGGGAGAUGUCUCCGAGUCUCAAGCAGGACGACUUUACUUGAAAAGAGUGAUCUAAACCAUGGGCUCGCCAUUUCAAAGGAUGGCCGCACCAUAUAUGCCUCCUCAUCAGAGAGCGUCUUCGCAUGGUCUUAUGAUCCUAAGAAAGUCACGCUGGAUCAAUCCUCAGAGCAGACACUAGUUAACAACAUGACUAGUGAAGGCUAUACACCGCGAACCCUUCUCAUCUCACAGAAAUACCCUGAUAUGCUUCUCGUUUCCCGAGGGAGCGAUAAAUAUCUUGACCCGGGAACCGAAGACCUUUCCACUGGCCGCUCUCAAAUUCGUGUUUUCAACAUCUCAUCUUUCAGUAACAGUUCGCCCAAUACGAAGCCUUAUAGCUACGUUGAUGAUGGUGUCCGCCUCGGCUGGGGUCUGCACAAUUCGGUCGGCAUAGCAGAACACCCCGAUACUGGUGGAAUAUUCAGCGUUGAGAACUCUUAUGACAGCCUUAAUCGGGAUGGCAAAGAUAUCCACGAUGAUAAUCCGGGCGAAGAGAUGAACUUUCACGGCUAUCUCAAUGGUUCUACGGAGAGCCGCGGCGGCAACUAUGGCUACCCUUUUUGCUUUGCCUUGUGGUCCACAGACAAGUUUCCUAAGCUUGGUGACCUCAAAAUUGGCCAACAGUUUGCUGCUGAUCGUAAGUCUGGUCAAUCUCGUCGAACCGAUCGGGAAUGCAGAAGGGAUUACGUUGCUCCCGUGCUAGUAUUCCAAGCCAACGCUUCGCCUUUGGACCUUAAGUUCGACCAGAACGGCACACGGGCAUAUAUCUCUUUCCAUGGAAGCUGGGACCGUCGUGAGCCGGUUGGAUAUCAAGUUGCAUAUACCGACUUCAAAGAUGGACAACCUGCGGCUGCCGCUUCACGAAGCAGGAAUGCCACCAAACCCAUCAUUUUCAACAAAUCACUCAACAAAUGCCCGGAUGACUGUUUCCGCCCUGUUGGCCUGGCCUUGGACUCAAAAAAUCGGUUGUUCUUCUCCUCUGAUAAAACUGGUGAGAUUUUCGUGGUAAAUCACAAUGACACUACCCGGGAUAGGGGAGGCAAUAAAUCUUAGGAGGGUGCCAAUGACGAUAAUUCUGCCUUCGUCUUACGUCCUGGGUCGGCUGCGUUAAUCAUGACAUUAGCCGCAGUUAUCAUGGGAGGCUUCCUUGCUUGAUAGUUCCAAGUGGGCAACCAAGUUCUUGUGUUUUAAUUAAG